Molecule: messenger RNA, 1971 nt
Organism: Clupea harengus (Atlantic herring)
Lineage: Eukaryota; Metazoa; Chordata; Actinopteri; Clupeiformes; Clupeidae
Gene: acsl3a
Product: long-chain-fatty-acid--CoA ligase 3-like
Exons: 16
Biological process (GO): long-chain fatty acid metabolic process; long-chain fatty-acyl-CoA metabolic process; neuron differentiation
Cellular component (GO): endoplasmic reticulum; plasma membrane; lipid droplet
Molecular function (GO): long-chain fatty acid-CoA ligase activity
Source: RefSeq, a predicted model, not a curated record
CCUGUGCAGCUCCCUGUGCAGCUCCCUGUGCUGCUCGUGAGCCUGUGUCUGUGCCUGUAUCCUGUGCUGCUCCCUGUGCUGCUCCCUGUGCUGCUCCCUGUGCUGCUCCCUGUGCUGCUCGUGAACGUGCCUGUGUCUGUGUGUGUGUCUGUAGCCUGUGCUGCUCGUGAGCGUGCUCGUGCGACGGACAUCGCUGUCAUCAUGUACACCAGCGGCUCCACUGGCAACCCCAAGGGCGUCAUGAUCUCCCAUAGCAACCUGGUCGCCGGCAUCACCGGCAUGGCUGAGAGGAUCCCCAAGCUUGGUGAGGAGGACACCUACAUCGGCUACCUGCCACUGGCUCAUGUGCUGGAGUUGAGUGCAGAGAUGGUGUGUCUGGCUCACGGAUGCCGCAUCGGAUACUCCUCCCCACACACACUAGCAGACACGUCCACUAAGAUAAAGAGAGGGAGUAAAGGAGAUGUGAGUGUCCUCCGUCCUACCCUCAUGGCUGCUGUUCCGGAGAUCAUGGACCGUAUCUAUAAGAAUGUGAUGCUGCGUGUGGAGGAGAUGGGCGUCCUGCAGAAGACUCUCUUCACUCUGGCCUACAACUACAAACUGGAGCAGCUCACCAAAGGAUACAGCACCCCUCUAUGUGACAAGUUUGUGUUUGGGAAGGUGCGUGCGUUGCUAGGCGGCCGGACGCGGGUGCUGUUGUCGGGCGGGGCCCCUCUGUCGGCGGCGACCCAGCGCUUCAUGAACGUGUGUCUGUGCUGCCCCGUGGGACAGGGGUACGGCCUCACUGAGACCUGUGGAGCGGGCACCAUCAGCCAGCUGUGGGACUACAGCACAGGGCGUGUGGGAGCACCUCUGGUCUGCUCUGAGAUUCGCCUGAAGGACUGGGUAGAGGGAUGCUACCGCAGCACAGACAAGCCUCGUCCUCGGGGUGAGAUUCUGAUUGGCGGGCCGAACGUAACCAUGGGUUACUAUAAGAACGCGGCCAAGAACCGUGAGGACUUCUUCAUGGACGAGACGGGCCAGCGCUGGUUCUGCACAGGAGACAUCGGAGAGAUCCAUGCAGACGGAUGCCUGGAGAUCAUCGACCGUAAGAAGGACCUGGUGAAGUUGCAGGCUGGAGAGUAUGUCUCUCUGGGGAAGGUGGAAGCAGCGCUCAAGAACUGCCCCCUCAUUGACAACAUCUGUGUCUAUGCCAACAGUGAUGAGUCUUACGUGAUUGGCUUUGUGGUGCCCAAUCAGAAGCAGCUCCUGAGCCUGGCAGAGCAGAGGGGGAUGCGCGGCUCAUGGGCGGAGCUUUGUGACAGCCCCGUCAUGGAGGAGGAGGCGCUUCAAGUGAUCACCGAGGCAGCCCUGUCAGCCCAGCUGGAGCGGUUAGAGGUUCCGCGUAAGAUCCGUCUGAGCGCCGAGCCGUGGACGCCGGAGACGGGCCUGGUGACGGACGCCUUCAAGCUCAAGCGCCAGGAGCUGAAGAGCCACUACCAGCAGGACAUUGAACGCAUGUAUGCCAGCAAGUAGACCACAUCGGACCACAUCGGACCAGAUCGGACCAGAUCAGACCACAUCGGACCACAUCGGACCACAUCGGACCAGAUCAGAACACAUCGGACCACAUCGGACCACAUCGGACCAGAUCAGAACACAUCGGACCACAUCGGACCAGAUCAGACCACGUCGGACCAGAUCAGAACACAUCAGACCACAUCGGACCACGCUGCACCAGAUCGGACUGAAUGAGACCACAUCGGACCACAUCAGACCAGAUCGGACUGAAUGAGACCACAUCGGACCACAUCGGACCACAUCAGACCAGAUCGGACUGAAUGAGACCACAUCGGACCACAUCGGACCACAUCAGACCAGAUCGGACUGAAUGAGACCACAUCGGACCACGCUGCACCAGAUUAAACUACAUCGGACCAAAUCAGAACACAUCAGACCACGUCAGACCAGAUCAGACCUCAUUGGUCCAUGACA